Folsomia candida is the source of this 399-nucleotide messenger RNA. RefSeq names its product zinc finger and BTB domain-containing protein 17. The transcript has a single exon. The record is from RefSeq and is a predicted model, not a curated record. Gene Ontology annotation, molecular function: RNA polymerase II cis-regulatory region sequence-specific DNA binding; DNA-binding transcription factor activity. NCBI's taxonomy places the organism in Eukaryota, Metazoa, Arthropoda, Collembola, Entomobryomorpha, Isotomidae. Bases 1 to 399 code for a protein of 132 amino acids. Gene Ontology annotation, biological process: regulation of transcription by RNA polymerase II.
AUGGUCACUCGCCAUGAGACCGGCGAGAAGAAAGUUUCCUGCGACAAGUGCGCCAAGAAGUUCGUCCUCGACCAAAAUUUCCAGCGCCACAUCAAACUUCACGAGAUUGAGGAUGUCAAACCUGCAGUUUGCGACGUGUGCGACUCCAGAUUUAAGGACGACGCCCGUCUCGCGAAGCAUGUCGAAGCGGCGCAUGCGCCACGAUCCGUUCACGUCUGCGACAUUUGUGGAAAGCAGUUCGACCUCGUCACCGGUCUCAAGGAACACGUCAAACGACUCCACGGGCCCAAGAAAGUGGUGUGCGAUACGUGCGGAGAAAAGUUUGUGAGGCGUCAAGCCCUAACGUCCCACAGGAUUAAGGAGCAUGGCGCAGAUCCGUUUAUGUGCGAUCAGUGGUAA